UUCUAUAUUCUCUACUUCUAAGAGACUCCCCUUUGUUCCCUGUUAUAAAUGCACAAAUUUUGUUAUUAAUUAGCAACACUCAAACCCGUCCAUCAUUCUAUUGUCCCUAUCUGCAACCCGAUUGCCAUUUUGAAGAAAAUAUCCUCCUCAUUUUGCCAGCAAAAAUGGCGCUAAUGGCGAAAAGAAUGGGACCUGUGAUCUGUCUCUUGAUCAUGGUCAUGGAUAUUGUGGCCGGUAUACUAGGCAUUGAAGCUCAAGUUGCUCAAAACAAGGAGAGGUUUAUGAGGGUGUGGAUUUUUGAGUGCAGAGAACCGAGCUAUGAAGCUUACAAGCUUGGAUUUGCAGCUUGCGUAUUACUAGCAAUAGCUCAUGUUAUAGCCAAUGUACUUGGUGGGUGUGUUUGCAUAUCGUCUAGGGAACAGUAUGUUAGAUCUUCUCCUAACAAGCAAAUAGCCGCAGCCUCCCUAGUUUUCUCUUGGAUCAUACUAUUCAUCGCCUUCCCCCUCCUUGUUCUUGCAACCGUAUCAAACUCAAGAUCGCGACAAACUUGCGGCUUCUCACACAAGAAUUUGUUUGUGAUUGGAGGGAUUUUGUGCUUCAUACAUGGAUUAUUCCUUGUUGCUUAUUAUGUUGGCGCAAGUGCAGCCAGAGCUGAAGAAGAUCGUAUAUUCAAGCAACAAAGACCUACUGGUCCCUUCCCACUUCCUGCAUAAAUAUUCCUUCCUUCCCUCCAUUUUUCUUCUUUUUUGAUAUUAUUCUCCUGUAUCAUUUCUUCAAUUUCAGAUUGAUUGUUUUGACUUUAAACAGUUGCUUAUGUAAUUGACAAUUUAUCUAUUGUAUACCAUAUCCUCCUCUAUGCGGCAGUACAUAAUUAAUGCUUCUAUUUUACA
This is a messenger RNA of Beta vulgaris subsp. vulgaris (sugar beet), 890 nucleotides long. RefSeq lists its product as hypothetical. The record is from RefSeq and is a predicted model, not a curated record. Bases 165 to 713 code for a protein of 182 amino acids. The transcript has 3 exons. Lineage: Eukaryota; Viridiplantae; Streptophyta; Magnoliopsida; Caryophyllales; Amaranthaceae.